AUACGUUGCUGUUUUAUACAUAUCAAGGAUUUAAUUUUCCCUGUGUUACAGAAAUUAUAAAUUUUGGAACGCUUUGAAAUUUUGAUACAUUACUUUACGUGUGUGUUGAUUAUUUUUUUCACGUUUAGACAAAUUUAUCAAAAAAUUAAUUUUCAAUAUGGAUGACGAAUUUCAAACACGCAUGACUCUGCCACUGUUUAGCAGUUUCAGCACGAUAAGGAGAUACACUUUCAGUAAAAUGGAAAUCAUCCUCGGAGUGAUCGCCCUUUCCUUGUUCGUUCUAUGCAUGACUUUGAUGGGUCUUCUGGGUACAGCCAAUAGUAAAUUAGACGUUCAAGAUGACCACGUGUGUUUUGAUAUCGGCUGUAUGGAGACGGCCACCAGGGCCAUGGAACUACGGAACAAAAGUGUUGACCCGUGUGAGAACUUCUAUGAGUACGCUUGUGGCAACUACCAGAACGUGGAGCAUUUUUAUGUCGACGGGCAAAUAUCAUCUUCAAAGCGAAGUGUGCAGUUGGAUAUGCUGAGACAGAAUGAAAAUAGAGUCCUUGAUCUUUUAGAAAAGCCCAUUAAAAAAAACCAUGACAGUUCAUCUGAACGUAAGGUGAAAGAAUUCUUUCGGGCUUGUAACGAUAUAAAUAGCCGCAAGAAAAACAAAGGAACACCAAUAGUGAGGCAGAUAAUUUCAAAGUUAGGGGGCUGGAAACUUCUGGGAAAUUGGAAGCCAGACUGGGAUUUUAACGAUGCACUGCAGAAGGUUCAAACUGAUUUACUGGUUGACCCAUUUUAUUCCGUUCACGUUUUCAGUUUUGGAAUAUAUGUGUACCCACUUGAUGCACUUUACAGAACUUAUCAUCGGGAAAGUUGGGUAAAACACAAAACCUACCGCACAGCCUACGGUAUGUUCAUUAGAAGAGUGGUCACCCAUCUAGUUAACGACGCCAUCAGUGCCAACCUGACACAGAAAACCCGUGUACACAACGCUGAUGUUGACGAAUUUAUAGACGAUGUUUUCACUAUAUUCAAUGGUUCGGUAGCACCUGAAAAAACUGUCUACCAGCGAUUUAAGAAAGUGUCAUUAGGAGAGCUAACUAACGUCACUGAGAACCACAUUAACUGGGUCAAGCAAUUGUCCUACUUUUUCAACAACGACUCGGUUACUAACGAGACCAUGGUAACAUUUGACAACGAAGCGGAAAUCCACUUAUUGCGUAACCUGAUGACUUCCCUUCCUGUCCAGAACCAAAACAGAAUUCUGCAUAAUUAUUUAAUUUGGUGCCUUGUAGAAGCCUACAGGAAAGAUUUAUCAAUGGAAUAUUUUAACGCUGACAGCGAACUGUACGAGCUUGAGACAGACCGACUCGAAGUUUUGAGUUUUCCCAGACUCUGUUUACAUUCAGCCUCGUGGGUACUAACCCAUGCUGUCAACUUCCUUUUUAUCAAACAUUAUUUUAGCGAGGAACAGAAGAAAGCGGCUCAGGAAAUCGUAAACAAUAUAAAGCUAGCUUCAAUCGCACAAAUGGAGAGGGCUCAGUGGAUGAGUGCAAAAACAAUACAAGAGGUCAAGGGUCAGCUGGAGGCGUUUACUCUCCACGUCGGAUACCCGGAUUGGAUGGGAAAUCAAGAAAAUAUUGACGAAAUGUACAAAUACUUGCGGAUCAAUGUUAGUGACCACUUUGAAAACUUACUGGAGAGAAACCAGCACUUUAUCAGAGUGAGAAGCGCUAAUCUACAAAAACGUGAAUCAUUCGAUUGGAUAGUUUACGGUGUUUACUCAGCUCAAUUUUCCGAUUACCUUUACAUCACAGCAGGUGGUUUGCAGCCUCCAAGCUUCUCAAUGAAUCAGCCGUAUUUUUAUAAUUUCGGCUCCAUUGGUGUUGCUGCGGCGCUACUACUACGUAUGAAAAUCAUCUUGCACGUUUUCGAUGUUGUUCCGGCUUUUCAUUGUAUCCAAGAUCUACACAGUGGAACUUCUAUCGAUGACAAGUCACUCGCUUAUUAUUCGACUAUUAAAGCUUUUGUGUAUUCAAGCAGCUUAAAACUUGCUUUGAAUGGUUACCAGAACUGGCUCAAGAAUCGAGGUAGUGAAGAGAAAAUAUUGCCCGGGAUGGGUUUAACCAAGGAACAGAUAUUUUUUUUAGCACACGCACAAGGACAAUGCUCUGUGGGGGGAAAUGAACUGCACCCGUAUCGAAAUAACGAUGAAGAGGAGCUCAAUAUGGCUAUUGGUCAGCUGGAGGAGUUCUCUAAAGCAUUCAACUGCAGGCCAGGCUCAAAGAUGAACCACAAGGUCAAAUGUAACUACGAUUAGCAUGACCACACACAC
Messenger RNA from Physella acuta, 2326 nucleotides. Its product is annotated as endothelin-converting enzyme 1-like. Gene Ontology annotation, cellular component: plasma membrane. The record is from RefSeq and is a predicted model, not a curated record. Gene Ontology annotation, molecular function: metalloendopeptidase activity. Gene Ontology annotation, biological process: proteolysis. Lineage: Eukaryota; Metazoa; Mollusca; Gastropoda; Physidae.